This is a messenger RNA of Chenopodium quinoa (quinoa), 1574 nucleotides long. Its product is annotated as actin-related protein 2-like. The transcript is spliced from 15 exons. Gene Ontology annotation, cellular component: Arp2/3 protein complex; actin cortical patch. Gene Ontology annotation, biological process: Arp2/3 complex-mediated actin nucleation. NCBI's taxonomy places the organism in Eukaryota, Viridiplantae, Streptophyta, Magnoliopsida, Caryophyllales, Amaranthaceae. Gene Ontology annotation, molecular function: actin filament binding. The record is from RefSeq and is a predicted model, not a curated record. Bases 126 to 1295 code for a protein of 389 amino acids.
GUAACUUUCACUCCAAGAUAUUAAUCAACCAUUUCUGCAUUUUCAAUCUCUUCUCUUUAAUUCAUCCUCUCUCUUUUUACACUUGAUCGCCUGCAAAUAACUUAAAUUUCCAGAAGAUCAAACUAAUGGACAAUAAAAACGUCGUCGUUUGCGAUAAUGGCACCGGGUAUGUUAAGUGCGGAUUUGCUGGAGAGAAUUUUCCGACUUCGGUUUUCCCUUGUGUGGUCGGAAAGCCUAUGCUACGGUAUGACGAAUCGUUGAUGGAACAAGAAUUGAAGGACAUUGUUGUUGGAGAGGCUUGCGCAGACUUGCGAAACCAAUUAGAUAUUACUUAUCCUGUCAACAAUGGUAUUAUUCAGAACUGGGAUGACAUGUGUCAUGUAUGGGAUUAUGCAUUUUUCAAUGAAUUGAAGGUAGAUCCUACAGAAUGUAAAAUUUUGUUGACAGAUCCACCGCUGAAUCCAUCAAAAAACCGUGAGCAAAUGGUCGAGACAAUGUUUGAGAGAUACAAUUUCUCUGGUGUCUUUAUCCAAAUCCAAGCUGUCCUAACCCUUUAUGCUCAAGGCUUGCUCACAGGGCUAGUUAUUGAUUCUGGGGAUGGUGUCACUCAUGUGGUUCCUGUUGUCGAUGGUUACUCGUUCCCACAUUUGACUAAGCGAAUGAAUGUGGCAGGGAGGCAUAUAACAUCUUACCUUGUGGAUUUGCUCACACGAAGAGGGUAUGCCAUGAACAGGGCAGCUGAUUUUGAAACUGUCAGACAAAUCAAAGAAAAGCUGUGCUAUGUAAGUUAUGAUUACAAACGAGAGUAUCAAUUGGGACUUGAGACCACCAUUCUAAUGAAGAAGUACACACUGCCCGAUGGAAGGGUUAUAAAAGUGGGCACAGAGCGUUUUCAGGCUCCUGAAGCACUUUUCACUCCAGAACUUAUAGAUGUUGAAGGUGAUGGAUUGGCUGAUAUGGUAUUCCGCUGCAUCCAGGAGAUGGAUAUUGAUAACCGCAUGAUGCUUUAUCAACAUAUUGUUCUUAGUGGGGGGAGCACCAUGUAUCCUGGACUACCAAGUCGCCUGGAGAGGGAAAUUUUGGACCGAUACCUCGAUGUUGUUCUUAAAGGAAACAGAGAUGGAUUGAAGAAGCUGAGAUUAAGGAUAGAGGACCCACCUAGAAGAAAGCAUAUGGUGUACCUUGGAGGUGCAGUUCUUGCAGGAAUAAUGAAGGAUGCACCAGAGUUUUGGAUCAGCAGGCAAGAUUAUCUGGAGGAAGGAGUUGGCUGUCUGAGUAAGUGUGGCCAAGCAUGAUUCAUCUGUUCGCUUCUUUGAUGUUCAGCUAAUUAAGUGGAACGGAAAGGUUGUGUUAGACUAUAUUAGUGAUGAAACAUUCAAUUAUAGUAUUUUUUUGGAAAAUUAUCGUUGUAGUUUCUGUUUUCGCCUUGUAACAAAAGACACUACUAUAUGGUGUGGGACUGGAGUCUGGAGGUAUGGGAUUUUUAGUGACCAUGCUCAAUAGUGACUAAACAGUUCUUUUUGUAAUAACUCAAGCAAGUAGAGAACUUAAUUUUGUAUUGACUUGUAUAACAA